Molecule: messenger RNA, 741 nt
Organism: Exserohilum turcica Et28A
Lineage: Eukaryota; Fungi; Ascomycota; Dothideomycetes; Pleosporales; Pleosporaceae
Exons: 3
Coding region: 1-741 (246 amino acids)
Source: RefSeq, a predicted model, not a curated record
AUGGCACGCUCAACCACUACUACCACUGGGGGCAAGACCUCGAAGUCAAAGAAUGCUCCCGCCGACAAGAAGAGCAAAGACAAGGUCGCGAAGCGGCCUGCACGCGGAUACCACAAGUUCAGAAAUGGCCUGCUUAACGUCACACCCAAGGGCGGGGAGAAAGAACUUGUCAAGGCAAAUCAGCAAUCGCCACUUCUGCGUCUGCCGGCUGAGAUCCGCACCAUGAUAUGGAAUUUCGCGCUCGGUGGAAUGGUCUAUAGGCCACGCGAGAUAUCUGCCAGAUCUUUUUGUCUCAGGUCUUCGAUCAAUGUUUCCAAAGGAAUCUCUCUUCUGCGAGUAUGCCGUCAAAUCUACGCGGAGGCUGCUGAAAUCCCGCUGCGAGAGAGCAUAUUCUCCUUUGAGAGACUUGAAGACGACAUAAAGAAGACUCUCAAUAACCUCAAGAGGCACCAGCGUAAGCUCAUUACUAAGUUACAAAUCGAAAUCUCUGAGGACGAUGCUUUGACCAGCUGGGGUGCAUUUAGAGCACUGGUGUAUUUGGCAGGCCGAGAAGGUCAAUCUUAUCUUCCCGGGCUGAAAGAGGUGACUCUGCGCAUCUUCUCUGUAUCCAUUGAUCAGGUUACCAGGCAGGAAGCUGAGGAUGAAGUACGCAAUGACGUGAAGGAUCUGUCAGGCAAGACAUGGUUUGAUGUAAGAGUUGAAAGGACGGGAGUGAGCUUGAUAGCCUAUGAUAAUGCGUAA